This is a messenger RNA of Scaptodrosophila lebanonensis, 1719 nucleotides long. Its product is annotated as segmentation polarity homeobox protein engrailed. NCBI's taxonomy places the organism in Eukaryota, Metazoa, Arthropoda, Insecta, Diptera, Drosophilidae. Gene Ontology annotation, cellular component: nucleus. The record is from RefSeq and is a predicted model, not a curated record. The coding region runs from base 1 to 1719 and encodes 572 amino acids. Gene Ontology annotation, biological process: regulation of transcription by RNA polymerase II; neuron differentiation; multicellular organism development. Gene Ontology annotation, molecular function: RNA polymerase II cis-regulatory region sequence-specific DNA binding; DNA-binding transcription factor activity, RNA polymerase II-specific. The transcript is spliced from 4 exons.
AUGGCCCUAGAGGAUCGUUGCAGUCCACAAUCAGCGCCAAGUCCACCAGGUUUGCCUCAAUCGCCGCAACACGCGCAACAACAGCAACAACAGCAACAACAACAGCAGCAGCAGCUCCAGCAUCUGCAUCACCUCCAGCAGCUGCAGCAGUUGCAUCAGCAGCAACUGGCCAAUGCCGGCGUGUUCCACCAUCCUGCCGCUGCCUUCGAUGCUGCCACCGCUGCGGCGGCUGCUGCCCAUGCUGCUGCAUUGCAGCAGCGCCUCAGCUCGAGCGGAUCGCCGGGCGCUCACUCCACAGCCUCCUCGACACCUGCCUCAACGAUGACCAUCAAGGAGGAGGAGAACGACUCCAUUAUGGGCGACAGCUUUCACAAUCAAACGGCCACCACAGCCGGCACAGCCACCGAGGACGAGGAGGACGACAUCGACGUGGACGAUGUUGACGUCGAUGAACAUGAGCGCAACAGCGGAGCUGGCGUUGGUGCAGCCCGCAUCCCGCCCCCUGCGCACCAGCAAUCGGCCAAACCAUCGCUGGCCUUCUCGAUAUCCAAUAUUCUGAGCGAUCGCUUUGGUGCUGCGGACGGAGCCACCAAACAGGGUAAGCAGACCACUCUGGAAUCGCAUGCAGCGGCUGCUGCUGCCGCCGCUAGCAUUUUCCGGCCCUUUGAGGCAAGUCGUGCCGCCGCCGCCACGCCCUCCGCCUUCACACGUGUCGAUCUGCUCGAGUUCAGUCGCCAACAGCAAGCUGCUGCGGCUGCGGCGACCGCGGCCAUGAUGCUGGAGCGCGCCAAUUUUCUCAACUGCUUCAACCCGGCAGCUUAUCCUCGCAUCCACGAGGAGAUUGUCCAGAGCCGCCUCAGACGCAGUGCAGCGAACAGCAACAACGUAGUGUUGCCGCCACAUGGAGGCGCCUCCAGCAAGCAUCAGCUAAUCAGUGAGCCGAGCGUGGAGAAGUCAGCACUGGGCUCGCUCUGCAAGACGGUCUCGCAAAUUGGCCAACCAACCGCGACUCCCCUGAGCACCAUUAGCAGCUCGAGUGGCAGCAGCCAGGCCAACAAUCUGGCCAGUCCACCACCCGCCUCAAAUGCAUCCACCGCUUCAACUACGUCCACCGCCACAGCCACAUCCUCGGCCUGCUCGUCGGCGUCCAGUUCGCUGAACUCAUCGCCCAGCAGUCGCCUGGCUAGUAGCGCCAACAACGCCAGCAGCCCGCAGCCCAUUCCGCCACCCUCGGCUGUUAGUCGGGACUCUGGCAUGGAGUCCUCGGAUGACACACGCUCCGAGACCGGGUCCACCACCACGGACGGCGGCAAGAAUGAAAUGUGGCCCGCCUGGGUCUACUGCACUCGCUACAGCGAUCGUCCCAGCUCAGGACCACGCUAUCGCCGCCCCAAACAGCCAAAGGAUAAGAACAACGACGAGAAACGCCCUCGAACGGCCUUCUCCAGCGAGCAGUUGGCGCGUCUAAAGCGCGAAUUCAACGAGAAUCGUUACCUCACCGAGCGCCGCCGCCAGCAACUGAGCUCCGAACUGGGUCUGAACGAGGCGCAAAUUAAAAUCUGGUUCCAGAACAAACGCGCCAAGAUCAAGAAGUCGACCGGCUCCAAGAAUCCACUCGCACUGCAGCUGAUGGCCCAGGGUCUGUACAACCACACGACCGUGCCGCUGACCAAAGAGGAGGAGGAGCUGGAGAUGCGCAUGAAUGGCCAGAUACCGUAA